Chrysochloris asiatica (Cape golden mole) is the source of this 2488-nucleotide messenger RNA. It is a transcript of the gene PHTF1, whose product is annotated as putative homeodomain transcription factor 1. The record is from RefSeq and is a predicted model, not a curated record. Bases 139 to 2430 code for a protein of 763 amino acids. Gene Ontology annotation, cellular component: endoplasmic reticulum. The transcript has 18 exons. Lineage: Eukaryota; Metazoa; Chordata; Mammalia; Afrosoricida; Chrysochloridae.
CCGGAGAAAGACACAGCAGAUAUGGAGAGGCUGCGAGAAGCGGUUUUCCAGCCUUACCCACACUGGAAGAGUAACCGGACUCACCAACUGGUUUUCCUUAAUUUUCAGUGAAAUCCCAUUUUUUAACUGGAGAUACAGAUGGCCUCAAAUGAGAGAGAUGCUAUAUCAUGGUACCAAAAGAAGAUUGGAGCAUAUGAUCAGCAGAUAUGGGAAAAGUCAAUCGAACAGACUCAGAUUAAGGGCUUUAAAAACAAACCAAAAAAGAUGGGUCACAUAAAGCCAGACUUGAUUGAUGUUGACUUAAUCAGAGGCUCAACAUUCGCCAAAGCCAAGCCUGAAAUUCCAUGGACGUCCCUGACUCGGAAGGGGCUUGUUCGAGUUGUAUUUUUACCAUUGUUCAGCAGUUGGUGGAUUCAGGUUACCUCUCAAAGAAUCUUUAUUUGGCUGCUACUGCUUUACCUCAUGCAAGUUAUUGCAAUUGUGUUAUAUCUUAUGAUGCCUCUUGUGAACGUAAGUGAAGUGCUUGGACCCUUGUGCCUUAUGCUACUCAUGGGAACUGUCCACUGUCAAAUUGUGUCUACUCAGAUAACAAAGCCAUCAGGAAGCAAUGGAAACCGGAGAAGAAGAAAAUUACGAAAAACUGUAAAUGGUGACGGGAACCGAGAAAAUGGAAAUAACUCCUCUUCUGACCAAAUCAGAGGAAUAGAAACUUUGGAAUCUAUACCCUUUAUUAGUGGUUUUUUGGGAACUCUCUUUGGCAACAGGACUAAGAGAGUAAAAUUAAUAUCUAACAAAGAAACUGAAACUGAGAAUGACUCAAGUUGUCUGCAUCCUAUCAUUAAGAAGAGACAAUGUCAGCCAGAGAUUAGAAUGUGGCAAUCAAGAGAGAAAGCAAAAUUUUCAGAUGGAGAUAAAUCUCAUAGGGAGGCUUGUAGGCCUUUGGGUAAUGGAAUUUCAGAUGAUCUGUCAAGUGAAGAAGAUGGUGAGGCACGGACACAGAUGAUACUAUUGCGUCGGAGUGUGGAAGGGGCCUCAAGUGACAAUGGCUGUGAAGUUAAAAAUAGAAAGUCAAUACUUUCAAAGCACCUAAAAUCUCAGGUAAAGAAAACCACUUCAAGGUGGUGUCCUCUCGCGCGGGAUUCAGAUAGCGUGGCUGACUCAGAAUUUGAAUCAGCAGUUUUCGGCCAGGGUUCUAGAUCUGACAUGAAUAGUGGCUCUCGAAACUUUAACAUGUCAAGAAGAGACUCAGAAAGCACCCGCCAUGAUUCUGAGACGGAGGAUAUGUUAUGGGAUGACCUGCUACAUGGCCCAGAAUGCCGCUCAUCUGCCACCAGUGACAGUGAAGGGGCCCAUGUGAAUACACUUCACCCAGGGACUAAACGGGACUCCAAAGACGAUGUUUUUCAGCAGAACCACUUAUUCUGGCUUCAGAACUCAAGUCCUGCCUCUGAACGAGUUAGUGCAAUAAUCUGGGAAGGGAAUGAGUGCAAAAAGAUGGAUAUGUCUGUGUUGGAAAUAAGUGGCAUCAUUAUGAGCAGGGUCAAUGCAUAUCAGCAAGGAGUAGGUUAUCAGAUGCUGGGAAAUGUCGUCACCAUUGGAUUAGCAUUUUUUCCUUUUGUACACCGACUUUUCCGUGCGAAGAGCCUUGACCAGCUGAAAUCCAUUUCUGCUGAGGAGGUCUUGACUCUCUUUUGUGGAGCACCACCAGUUAUACCUAUUAUUAUCUUGUCUUUAAUUAAUUUUUUUGAACGAUUGUGUCUUACUUGGAUGUUUUUUUUUAUGAUGUGUGUGGCAGAGCGAACAUAUAAACAGAGAUUUUUAUUUGCAAAACUCUUCAGCCAUAUUACAUCUGCAAGGAAAGCUAGAAAAUAUGAAAUACCUCAUUUCAGACUUAAAAAGGUAGAGAACAUUAAGAUAUGGUUAUCACUUCGUUCCUAUCUAAAGAGACGGGGCCCGCAGCGUUCAGUUGAUGUGGUCGUAUCAUCUGUCUUCUUACUGACGCUCUCGAUUGCUUUCAUUUGUUGUGCGCAGGUUCUCCGAGGACAUAAAACUUUCCUUAAUGAUGCUUAUAAUUGGGAGUUUUUGAUCUGGGAAUCAGCUUUAUUGCUUUUCUUACUGCGCCUGGUCUCCCUGGGGUCUGAAACCAAUAAGAAAUACAGCAAUGUGUCGAUAUUACUUACUGAACAGAUUAAUUUGUAUCUUAAGAUGGAAAAGAAGCCAAAUAAGAAAGAGCAGCUGACUCUAGUAAACAAUGUAUUGAAGCUGUCCACCAAGUUGUUGAAAGAACUGGACACACCAUUUCGACUGUACGGGCUGACAGUGAAUCCCUUGAUCUACAAUAUCACACGAGUAGUUAUCCUUUCUGCUGUCUCAGGGGUUAUUAGUGAUCUUCUAGGAUUUAAUAUAAGACUGUGGAAAAUUAAAUCAUAAGCUGAGCCAUUUGCCUGGACUCUCCCUUUGCUGACGUCAGUCCCCAUGAAGGAAAGAG